UUCAUAUUACGACGCAACGACGAAGCAGUGCAGCAAAAGAGGCGGCAAAAACGGGAAGAAGAGGCAGCAGAGAGCGGCGGUGAAUCGCAAUCGGGAAAACAGACAUAUUUCGCGUCAAUCUUUAUUUUUGCCAUAUUAGAUUUUCGGCGUUCUAAAAUAAACACAGCAAACAUAGCAUAAAGCGGGUGUUGCAACAAAGCUAUCGACCAUUGAUUGUGCGUCGUUUUCGAAGACAAGAGGGAAGCACCGGGAUGUGCAAGUCACGCGGUUUUUAGUUUUUUCCCUUCACCUAAUCGACAUGCAUAAAAAGUAAUCAAAAUAAUAUUCUGUGUGCACCAUUUUGAAGGUUAGAUUUCGCGUAUAUAUUUCGCUCGGAAUACGCGAUAAAACAAAGGCAAAAGCGGGCGGCGCAAACGUGUCUCUGCAUCAGUAUGCUUUUGUGUGUUUUUUUUCUUCCCCUUCUACGUGCUUAAGUUGUGCUUACAAAAAUAACAUAAACCGAGGAAUUAAAUGCAAAUAAUAGAUAUACGGAAAAAGUAAACCAAAGUGUAAUCAAAGGAAUAAGUGAAAAAAAACCAAAAGUCAGCGUUCUGCGUCCUUAGGAACAAAAGGAGAGUGAAAGGAGAAAAGAAAUCGCGCUCAACUUUGAAAUUUCAAAAAGGCCACAGCAACAACAACACGCUAGCACGCACACACACACACGACAGCCCUUGCUGGAAAGAGACGGAGCGACAGCUCCUUUCGCCUUUUUCCUUUUGUUCUUGUUAUUUUUGUUGUCGCUCCGUUUUUGUUGCCGCAUUGUUGUUGUUGUUGCUGGCGCUGCUUUGAAAUCGACGCAAACUGUUCAACUGUCAUGGCCGGUAAUGGAGAGGCGUCCUGGUGCUUCUCACAGAUUAAAGGCGCCUUAGACGAUGAUGUCACGGAUGCGGACAUCAUAUCCUGCGUGGAAUUCAAUCACGAUGGCGAGUUGCUGGCCACCGGCGACAAGGGCGGUCGCGUCGUCAUCUUUCAACGAGAUCCUGCCUCGAAAGCCGCCAAUCCGCGACGCGGCGAAUACAAUGUCUAUUCGACAUUCCAAUCGCACGAGCCCGAAUUCGAUUACCUCAAGUCGCUGGAGAUCGAGGAGAAGAUCAACAAGAUUCGGUGGCUGCAACAGAAGAAUCCCGUACACUUUCUGCUCUCGACCAACGACAAGACGGUCAAGUUGUGGAAGGUCAGUGAGCGGGACAAGUCGUUCGAGGGCUACAACACGAAGGAGGAGAACGGCCUGAUCCGGGAUCCACAGAAUGUGACGGCUCUGCGUGUGCCUUCCGUGAAGCAGAUACCGCUGCUUGUGGAGGCAUCGCCGCGCCGCACCUUCGCCAAUGCACACACCUAUCACAUCAAUUCAAUUAGCGUUAACUCCGACCAGGAGACCUUCCUCUCGGCCGACGAUCUGCGCAUCAACCUCUGGCACCUAGAGGUGGUUAAUCAGAGCUACAACAUCGUCGACAUCAAGCCAACUAACAUGGAGGAGCUGACGGAGGUGAUCACCGCGGCCGAAUUCCAUCCGACCGAGUGCAAUGUGUUCGUCUAUUCGAGCUCCAAGGGCACAAUACGAUUAUGUGAUAUGCGUUCGGCGGCGCUAUGCGACCGGCACAGCAAACAGUUCGAGGAGCCCGAGAAUCCAACGAAUCGCAGCUUCUUCAGCGAGAUAAUUAGCUCCAUCAGCGAUGUCAAACUAAGUAACUCCGGUCGCUACAUGAUCUCCAGGGAUUACCUGAGCAUCAAGGUGUGGGAUCUGCACAUGGAAACGAAACCCAUUGAGACCUAUCCGGUCCACGAAUACCUGCGCGCCAAGCUGUGCUCGCUGUAUGAGAACGACUGCAUCUUUGACAAAUUCGAGUGCUGUUGGAAUGGCAAGGAUAGUUCGAUAAUGACCGGAAGCUACAAUAACUUCUUCCGCGUGUUCGAUCGCAACUCGAAAAAGGAUGUGACGCUAGAGGCGUCCAGGGACAUCAUCAAGCCGAAGACGGUGCUGAAGCCACGAAAAGUUUGCACUGGCGGCAAACGGAAGAAGGACGAGAUCAGCGUGGACUGUCUCGACUUUAACAAGAAGAUUCUGCACACCGCCUGGCAUCCCGAAGAAAAUAUCAUUGCUGUGGCUGCGACCAAUAAUCUAUUCAUAUUUCAGGAUAAAUUUUAGCCAACACUCUACUACGCAGCAGCAACAACAACACCAUACGCCACAAUCACACCAACAACUACAACUACAGAAACAACAACUACGAAAGCAAACACUCCUCAUUCUAAUGUUAAUUCAAUCGGUUUGUUUCAGCCGCCUUUUCAAAUUUCCCUCGGAAUUCAACUGUUUGCCUAACAUCAUUACCUCAGUCCAUCACACUCCCCCUCUUCUCCCCAAAAAACACACACACAUAAUGCCAUAGCAAAAGCUUUGUAAUGUAUAUCUUUGAAUCGAGAAAUAAGAAACAAGAAACGAGAAAGUUUAAAGCAAAUAAGAGAAGGAAAAAAAUUUUUAUACAUAACAUUUCUAUGCGUAAAGUUGAUUUCUUGUAGCUCAAUUCGAGGAGUAGCCCCGUAACAAGGGUAGCAUAUUUAAUAAUGAUGAUAACGAUUGAUUUGCCCCGAAAGUUCUUUGUAAUAAUUAGCGCCAGCGCCGAAGUAUUUGUAAUAAAUGAUAAUAAUUAUAAUAUAUCUAAAAGAGAAAAAACAUACAAAACUAAAAUCGUAAAAAUUGUGCAUAUUGUAAUAUUUUUUCUGUUCGCUUGUUGUUAAGUUUACACACACACACACCCCUGUUUGCUCUUCUUUAUAAACACAGAUUAUAUUCCGAAGUAAAUUCGUUUUGCGACAGCGUUCAUUCCAAGCAAAUGAGCCUUCAUCCAUCGAUUAUGUCUCAUUUUAAAAUCUCAUCAUUAGCAAUUCGAACAGCAACCGAGGAAGUGUUGUGUGUCCUCUCUCAGUCAAGAAACCAAUUCAAAAUGCUCAUUUUAACAAAUCUAAUUCACUAAGAAGUCAAGCAGAGAGAAGUCAAAGCAGAGGCAGAAGCGCAGAAGGAGUAUAAGAAAAAUGAAUGCAUUGAUAUCGUGUGUAUUUGCAGUUAAUACGAUAUACAUAUACAUCUAUACAGCCUAAGUUAAAAAUACAAUUUAGUGUUCUCAAUUUGUUUAAUUUAAUAAUUAUCGUAUCUGAAAUGAGAAGCAAAUGCAAACAAACAAAAAAAAAAAAAAUGAUAUAAAAGCAAACAAGAAGAAAAAUAAGAAACAACACUAUUUUUAUACGCUACAUUUUAAGCUAUAGUAUUGCUACUUUUAGUUCAACUAUGCGUGCGUGCGUCCAAGACCAAUUCUCACAUAUAGUCUGUCCGAACCGAAAACCCCGCCCCCGAACCCUCGCCCCCCUCAUUUACCAUCGGUCAACGACUUUUCCAGCCUGUUUAUUGUUUUUUUUUGUAAAGUUUCCUUUAAUCAUCAUUGUCAUGUUUUCCACAAAAAAAGAACUAUAAACAAAAAGGAACCAUUUUUGAUAGGUUAUCUAGUGUCUAGUGUUAACAACAACAAAAUUAAAUAUAUAUAUAUAUAAACAAACAA
Molecule: messenger RNA, 3590 nt
Organism: Drosophila kikkawai
Lineage: Eukaryota; Metazoa; Arthropoda; Insecta; Diptera; Drosophilidae
Gene: tws
Product: protein phosphatase 2 regulatory subunit tws
Cellular component (GO): protein phosphatase type 2A complex; cytosol
Molecular function (GO): protein phosphatase regulator activity; protein binding
Source: RefSeq, a predicted model, not a curated record